Molecule: messenger RNA, 1068 nt
Organism: Cylicocyclus nassatus
Lineage: Eukaryota; Metazoa; Nematoda; Chromadorea; Rhabditida; Strongylidae
Source: the annotation of a GenBank genome assembly
AUGAAUCCGGCCGCUUCAAAGGUCCAUAGCUCCUGUUUCAAUGCGCAGCAAGAUUGUUUCGCCGUCUCCACAGAUUCUGGUAUACGACUUUUCAACUCUCAUCCGGCUGUGCUUUUGAGGAGCUUUAGUAGGGAAGAAGUUGGCGGUGUCAAAAUUACGGGCAUAUUACAUCGAUCUAACAUCAUUGUUUUUGUUGGAGGUGGAAGUUAUGCAAAAUAUCCUUCCAAUACAGUAAUGGUUUGGGAUGAUAAACAACAAGAGCUUGUUCUUGAGAUCACAGUGGCCGGAGGUCCGAUCGUGAAUGUACUGCUAGCAUAUUCUAAGUUAAUAGUUUUGCAAGAGAAGCGGAUACAUGUUUUUCAAUUUCCUAACCCCUGCAAGCUGAUUAGAACAGAAGAAAUAAGAUACAACCCUACCGGUCUGGCUGCGAUUGGUUGCGAUUUCAACGGCACUUCGCAGAUGUUGGCCUACCCAGGAUUCAAGGUUGGAAGUGUGCAGCUUGUGAAUUUGAAUAAUAUGAGUGAAUGCGCAUCGCUUUCUCCUCGUGGUAUCGAUGCUCAUCUAACUGAAAUUGCUCAAUUAGCCCUGAAUAAUCAAGCGACGCUUUUGGCGACUGGAUCUACUAAAGGAACAGUUAUCAGAAUAUUUGACACAAAUUCCAUCGCGACGCGAUGUCUCAUGGAAUUUCGCCGAGGUGCUGAUCCUUGCACCUUACACUGUUUACAGUUCUCACCUUGCUCUAGUUUUCUUGCCGUUACCAGCGACAAAGGUACUAUCCACAUUUUUACUCUUCGUGACAGUGACGAUGCGAGAAGAGGUCUACUUCACAAGGUUGGGCUUACAAAAGGAGAACGGCGGAGUUCUGUGCAGAUCUCGCUGGAGCCACGAGUAUUGGCUUGUGGUUUCAUAAAAGCUACUACCUCAUCUAUGCAGUCUAUUGUUGCCAUUUGCCAAGAUGGUUCUUAUCACAGAUUCUCCUUCUGCUCGGAUGGCAGUAGUAAACGAGAGGGAUUUGAUUAUGUGAUGCAGCUUGGUGACGAACAGGAAUUCUGGACAAAACCUUUUUGA